Molecule: messenger RNA, 1912 nt
Organism: Phodopus roborovskii (desert hamster)
Lineage: Eukaryota; Metazoa; Chordata; Mammalia; Rodentia; Cricetidae
Gene: Zfp82
Product: ZFP82 zinc finger protein
Exons: 6
Coding region: 209-1795 (528 amino acids)
Biological process (GO): regulation of DNA-templated transcription
Source: RefSeq, a predicted model, not a curated record
AAGCCAUGGCUCAGGUGUCAGUGCUGUUCCGUGACGUGUACAUAGACUUCUCUCAGGAGGAGUGGGAGUGCCUGACUGAGGAGCAGAGAGAUUUGUACAGAGACGUCAUGCUGGAGAAUUACAGCAACCUGCUCUCAAUGGCCCUGGCUUGAGUGGACUCUGCUGCUUCGGAGAAAUAAAUCAAGGAAGACUGAUGAACUUCUAAACCAUGGCCCCUGUGUCAGUGAUGUUCAGUGAUGUUUCCAUAGCCUUCUCCCAGGAAGAGUGGGAGUGUCUGGACCUAGCACAGAGGGAUUUGUACAAAGACGUGAUGAUGGAGAACUACCGAAAUGUGGCCUCACUGGGAUGCUUCAUUUCUAAACCAGAUGUGAUUUCCUUACUGGAGCAAGGGAAAGAACCCUGGAAGGUUGUGAGAAAAAGAAGACGAAAUCCAGAUUUGGGAACUAAAUAUCAGUCACCCUCAGAAAGCAGCAUCUAUGAGGUGAAUUUACACCAAUGGAAGAUAAUGGAAAGAAUCGGGGACAGUGGCCUGAAGGGCCUUGUUUUAAAAAGUGAAUGGGGGUCCAAAAGAAAACAUGAGAGCACAGAGGGACCCCAGGAGGGACAUCUCAGACAAGUGAAAACCACACCCGAGAAAGUGUCCUCCUACCAGAAGCACACAUCUGCUACUCCACGUCAGAGAAUCCACUUUGUGGAGAAGCCCUAUGAGUGUGGCGAGUGUGGGAAGGCGUUUAGAGUCCGCCAGCAGCUUACUUUCCAUCACAGAAUUCAUACUGGUGAGAAACCCUAUGAAUGUAAGGAGUGUGGGGUGGCUUUCAGGCAGACUGCACACCUUACCAGGCAUCAGAGACUUCAUUCUGGUAAAAAACUGUACGAAUGUAAGGAGUGUGGGGAAGCGUUCAUAUAUGGCCCAGACCUUAGAGCACAUCAAAAGAUCCACUCCGGUGAGAAGCCCUACGCGUGUAAAGAGUGCGGGAAGGCCUUCAGGGUGCGGGGACAGCUCAGUCUCCACCAGAGGAUCCACACGGGGGAGAAGCCCUAUGUGUGUGAGGAGUGCGGGAAGGCCUUCAGGCAGUACGCGCACCUUACCCGGCAUCAGAAGCUUAAUAUCGCUGACAGACUCUAUGAGUGUAAGAAGUGCGGGAAAGGCUUUUUGUGUGGCUCUGGCCUUAGAGCUCAUUACAAACUCCAUACAGUCGAGAAGCCCUAUGCGUGCGAGGACUGUGGGAAGGCCUUUAGGGUUCGACAGCAACUGACACUACAUCAGAGGAUUCACACUGGCGAGAAGCCCUAUGCAUGCAACGAAUGUGGGAAGACCUUUAGUCGGGGUUACCAUCUUAUCCUCCAUUACAGAGUCCAUACGGGUGAAAAGCCCUAUGUGUGUAAGGAAUGCUGGAAGGCCUUCAGCCGAUACUCACAACUCAUCUCCCAUCAGAGUGUUCAUAUCGGUGUGAAACCCUACGACUGUAAAGAAUGUGGGAAGGCCUUCAGACUCCUCUCCCAGCUCACCCAGCAUCAGAGCAUUCACGCUGGCGAGAAGCCCUACACGUGCAACGAAUGUGGGAAGUCUUUUAGGCUGCGGCAGAAACUUACCCUGCACCAGAGCAUUCAUACUGGCGAGAAGCCCUUUGAGUGUAAGGAAUGUCGGAAGACCUUUCGACUUAACUCUUCUCUUAUCCAACAUCUGAGAAUCCACUCUGGUGAGAAACCCUAUGAGUGUAAAGAGUGUAAGAAGGCCUUCAGGCAACACUCCCACCUCACCUACCACCUGAAGAUUCAUAGCGCCAAAGUAUAGCCAAGUCGGAGCGGUCUUAUGGAACGCUCUGUGAAUGGUACGGCUUGUUUCUUUCGCUCAGACACGUAACUGACCUGGCUUCAGAGGUUUUAUCCCAUUAAAGGAAUGUGUUAAUUU